ACCCACUCUAACGUUAGGGGGGCUGCGGGCGAGAAUCGGGCAUCGCCAGUGCCAGUUAAGACGCUUAAGCAAAGACACGCACCUUAAAAAUUUAAAUUUCUGUGUUGCUCACUCACACCAAUAUCAUUCGCGCUUGCAAGCACGCACACUGCCUCAAUUAUCGUAACGCGCAAACUGUCAAACAUGUUUGUUUGCUUUUGCAAAAGGUUUUAAAAAUAGUUUGUUGUUUGCGCGUUUUUUUUUUCGUUUUUCGUGAAAAUGAAGGUUUUGUUUAUUUCCCUUUGCAGCUUCCUCCUCCGCCACCUCUUCCAAGCGGCGCACCGCUGGCAUCCCCGAAGACCCAAACGGCCACCGUGGCCCUGGCCAAACCAAGGAGGAAGAAUGGUUCGUCCUCCAGGGCACGGUCAUCAAGGAGGAUCCAGCGCGGAUGGCUGCCAAAGGAGGAUGAGAAGCAGAGGACCGAUUGCUGCACCGGCAACAGUGGCGCUCUAUCCGGAUCGCGCUUCCGCAAAUGGUUCUGCCGUGGUGAAAAUUCGUACAAACGGUCAAGCGAGUGAACUUUCUCCCUUCGGCAACAGUCGCUUCCCCCAGCAGCAGAACAAACGUCCAGUACGGCGUUCAAGUGCCUGGUCGACACAGUGGCCCAAAACCAUUCCAGCUACUAUCUGCUGACCCAGCUGCUCAACAAGAACCAGCAGAG
Culex pipiens pallens (northern house mosquito) is the source of this 700-nucleotide messenger RNA. RefSeq lists its product as uncharacterized. NCBI's taxonomy places the organism in Eukaryota, Metazoa, Arthropoda, Insecta, Diptera, Culicidae. The transcript is spliced from 3 exons. The record is from RefSeq and is a predicted model, not a curated record. Bases 259 to 672 code for a protein of 137 amino acids.